GUUGGUCAGAUAUUGAAGGAAGCAAUAAACGAUCGUCAAAAUAACCAGUCAGAAAUAGUAAAAUUGAGAACUAUAUUGGAGCCAGUAGCAAGGGUUUUAACCUUGGCUUCAGAAAGAAGUCUUUCAGAUGCAUCUUUGAAAGUUCUAAUUGAUGGCAAAUGUGAGAAAGAUGAUGAAAGUUUACACCUGCCAAGUAAAAGAAUGGCACCUGACGCACCUGAUGCAGCUUUAAAGGUUUUUCAUGAUGACAAGAUUGAAUGUGAUGUGAAAAAGACCAGUCAACCAAAGUAUGGGCGUAUUCAGUGGACAAAAAGUACCUAUACCAUAAUGCUGAAAGUUCUCCAGGAAUGGCGCCUACUCUGCCAUGACACAUCAGAAUUUGAAAGUCUGUUUGUUGCUGGGAGCCCUGUUUGGAAAGAUGUAGCAUCAAGACUCAAGUUUAGUUAUAAGAUAUCCCCAGCUAAAUGUCAAGAAAGAUUUUCCAUGCUUUGUCGUGAGUAUAAGAGUGUUGUAGCAUUCAAUGCUCGUCUUGGACCUGGUGAACCUGCUAAGACUGUAACCUGUCAAGAAUUACUUCAGUCUGUUUUAGCUCCAUUAGUAUUUUAUGAAGCAGAAUUCGAUCCACGUGAUGACUGUGUUGUAAUGGAAGAUGUCGGAGGCUGGGGUCCGUGUGAAACAGUGGAGUUGCUGUUUACUGUAAGGAAUUAGGUUCACAUAUUCAGGCAGUUGACUGGGAAAGUGUGGAGUUUGUGGCCAAAAAUAAAAUUGAGAGGUGCAGUGUUGUCAUACCCGAGGACCAAAAGUGGACGGUUACCUGUCACCUACACUAGCAAUGGCGCCGCCAUCGCAAAAUUUGACUUUGGGUCUGCUGCAGUAGGGAAACUACAGCUAUGUCAU
Molecule: messenger RNA, 897 nt
Organism: Macrobrachium nipponense
Lineage: Eukaryota; Metazoa; Arthropoda; Malacostraca; Decapoda; Palaemonidae
Source: RefSeq, a predicted model, not a curated record